UAUUGGUCCAGCAAGUGUAUGUAAGGUAUUUACACAGCCGAUCACAGUCAAAUGGUUUAGGUUUAAGUAUAUUGAUUUUUGUGGAAAGUAUUUAAGUAUAGAGGGUACUUUGAUAUUCGACUACCUUGAUAUUAAGGGAGUGUCAAAUUUUAGCUAUCACCAAAUUUAGCUAGGAGAAUGCGUUUUAAACCAAAAUACUGAUUUGGAUACAUUAUAUUCCCGCGAUGUUGUAUUUAAUGGAUAUAGCUGGCCGAAUGGAAUGAGCUGGUAAACCAAGAAUCAACUCGAAAUCUGGAGUUAUAUAUUAUAGCACUUCUAGCUAUUGGUAAAGUUCUGAUUGUUUAAUUACGACAGUAAAAUCUUAAACAAAAUAUGCUGGAAGAAGUUUGAAAACGUUUAGCUGUCAACCCCACGUCUGAAGAUAAUCGAAUAUAAGAUACAACUGCCAGUGCUACGUCAAACUUUAACAUUUAAAAAGCGACGUUAACCGACAAAAUGGCGUUGCAGCUAGUCGUAUUUUGCGUCCUUAUCAAGUGUAUAUUAGGACUUGCUCAAAUCCAACAAGCGGUUUGGAUGGCUCAAGACUUCAAAGUAGACACGGUUGGUCUCGACAAAAUCGAAUUCACAUUUAUGAAUCGGACUGUAUAUAACGAGGAAGGGGCAAUGUUUAUGUACAUCUUUCCGACCAGCUUCAAAGUUAUACAUUACAUAACAGAUAGAGCAACGUCAGAAAACGUUGGUGUUGAUUAUAUACAGGAUGAGGGUACCAAACACUAUGUAACAUUAGGCAAACUUUUCCCCCAAACGAACUAUACAAUAGAGAUAAAAUCCUGUCACUUCGAGUGUGAAUGUUUGGUGUCAAACACAAAUGAUGGCACUAAUUUGGACCCAGGUCUAAUGGAUUUGAACUCGGAUUGGCAGGCGUCGGGGGAGGGAGCUAUUCCAAUCCUCUUAGAUGAUACAGUGUGUCCAAUAUAUAUGAAAGUCUCUUCAACAAUAAUUACAGCUGAUUGUCCAAAUGGUACGUUCUUUGAAGAGAAAAAUCGUCGCUGUUUGGACUGCCCACUUGGAAAAUAUACAGACGAACCCGGGCUGUUAAAGUGUAAACCGUGCCCAACUCACUGGUCGACCUACGACCCAGGGGCUACUGAAAAAUACAACUGUACUAGAGUUUCAUGUCCUCCUGGUCAUUACUACGAUCCCGAUAGACAGUGGCCAUAUAGCCCCUGUGCCCCAUGCCCAUGGAAUACUUAUAUGGAAGAUAUGGCUCAUGAUAAUCCACAAUGCACGGAAUGUCCGUUGAACACGUAUACAAUCCAAAGGGGAAGAGGGAGUCAAGCUGAUUGCUUAGACACCCCUGUAAUCAAUAGUAUUAUCCCUGCAUAUGGACCGAUCGCUGGAGGAACAGAUGUGACAAUCGAGACUGCGAAUCUCGAUACAUCAAGACGAGCAGACUAUAGGGUGUUCAUUGGUGACCACAUUUGCAAAAUAUCAAGUGUUGCACCAGAUACCAUCAUUUGCACAACAGACCCAGAUAUGUUCAUACAGGCAUACGAAACGCGUCCCGUGCGUAUUAAUCUACAAAAUCAAAAUAUAAGUACAGAGGCGCAAUUUGAGUUUGAAUACCUGCCUAAUCCAAAUAUAACAGGAGUUCAGAACCUUGACACUAUUUUAAGAGGUGGUACGCAGUUGUUGGUGAUAGGAGAGUAUAUAGAUUCCGUUUAUGCUCCAAGCAUUCAGAUAUAUGUUACAUCUGGAGAUGGUGAUGAUACCACGUUGGAAUCAACAUGCACAGUACUUAACACAAACGAAAUGCAAUGUCCAAUACCAGACCUCACCCAAGCGGAUGGUAUAUCAGAUGACAUUGACUCAGAUAAAAGUGUAAAUGACGAACUUGGGCAUAAAUUUGAAAUUGGUUUUGGAUUAGAUGGUUACACAAAAUUCAGGAAUCUGACGGAAGCUCUGCCACAGUAUGCCCAACUUGUAGUGUAUGCGAAUCCAGUAUAUUAUGCCUUUACAGAGAUAGAUGAAGUUAAGGAGUUUGAUCCUUCUUCUCGGCUUCAGAUAGACAUUGCGGGUAGUAGACUUGACCUUGGAGUAAAUAAAGAUGAUAUAGAGGCGGCUGUUAUGGUAAACAUUGGAAAUGGCACGUGUACUAUUGUUAAUAUUGUAUACAAUAAGUUAACUUGCGAACCACCAGCCACAAUGCCUGAACACAGUCAAGUUAUUGGACCAGAUUUAAGUCAUGAAGUCAGCGUAAAGCAUGGGAACAUUGAAUUUGCCAUAGGUUUCCUUGACUACCCAGACUUAAAAUGGUAUGAAGACUGGAGGAUACUCGGUGGAAUCAUAGGCGGGGUUGUUCUGUUUAUAAUCAUCAUUACUGUAUUGUGCAUUUACUCUGCGAGGCGACGUAAUGCGAGGAAAAGGAAUAAAGGACGUGGAUCUCUUGGAUCGUUGAGCGGAUUGGAUGGCCCAUAUAAUAGCAAUCGCAAUGGCCAUGAGAGGGCAAACUCACAUGGCUAUGUAGCUCCCGGAUAUGGUGUUCCUGAUGGAUAUGCUCCACCCCUGCCUUCUUCUGGAUUUCUGCCUGCCACAUCCGACCUGGUUAGAAUGGAGACAAUAGAAAAACAGAACCUGCUACAAGGCUUGGGGGAAGAACUCAGGGCCAACGUCGAGGAUGUACUCAUGGAAGAAGACCGAUUGAAAAUUGAAAGACCCAUAGGAAAAGGCCAAUUUGGCCAAGUGUACAGAGGCUCUCUUGUGGAUCCUAACGGUCAAGCACCAAUGGUUGUGGCUGUAAAAACUCUUCAUGUUAGGCAUCAUAUUGGUUCAGAUGCUAGCUUUAAAGACAUCACAGGUUUCCUCGAGGAAGGUUUGCUCAUGAAAGACUUUGAUCAUAUCAAUGUAUUGCGACUCAUUGGAGUCAUAAUCGAAGCAGCAAAACAGAGACCUCUAGUUGUAUUACCAUAUAUGGAAUUGGGAGAUCUCAAGGGUUACAUAACCAAAGCAGAUAUACAAAUUACUGUGCGAGACUUACUUGGUUAUGGGUUCCAAGUUGCCAAGGGAAUGGCCUAUCUUGAGGGCAGAAAGUUCGUCCAUAGGGACUUGGCAACGAGAAAUUGCAUGUUGAAUGAGACCGGUAUUGUGAAGAUUGCGGACUUUGGAUUGUCUCGGGAUAUAUAUGAAACUGAGUACUACAAAGUGGAGGAUAGGGGUCGCCCACUACCAGUAAAAUGGAUGGCUAUUGAAGGACUGGCAGAAGGCAGAUUCACCUGUAAAAGCGAUGUGUGGUCUUAUGGAAUAGUCCUGUGGGAGUUGAUGACUCGGGGUUCUUCGCCAUAUCCCGGUGUAGCUAACUUCCAAGUCAAAGACUACAUCAGCCAGGGACACCGUAUGUCUAAGCCAGAACAUUGCCCUAUAGAAAUCUAUGAUAUAAUGAGGAUGUGUUGGAUCGAGGAUCCCAACGAAAGACCAACAUUUAAGGAUUUAUGUGAGACAUUAAGUAACUUACUCACUGACAACGGCGUACCGACUGAAACGCCCGAUUACAUGGUAGUAGUGGAAUCAAAGAAGUAACGUCCCGACAUUGACACAUCGUUUUAUGAUCUAAGUGCGUGAUUCACGUGUGGAGCGUUGUUAAUCACAAAAAAGUUGUUUGUAAUUGUGCAGCAAUUAGGGGAGAAUUUUCCAUUUAGUGAGUGAUCCAAACGAUGCCCUUGACUAAAUUAGCUUAUGCAAUUUACUUGUAUGGACAGUGGUGUAAUAUACUUUUAGUAUAUCGACAAUCAUCUGAGAGUGCAUAGACAUUCGCAACUUCAAGAAUUAAUAAUCCAUGUACACUUGAACGUAAACGGCUCAAUCAAAUGUAAAGUGAAUGGAUUAAUAUUAGUGCGCUAGGAUAGAAAAGCAAUAUCAUAGAAAAUGCGUCGGCAAAGAUACUGCAUAAAUUCAUCAGAAAAUUCUAGAUUAAAGAUACAGAGGUCAAUUAGAAUUAGAAUUGAUCGAAUCAAAGUACUUCUGGAUUAAAGUCUUACAUAAUAUGCAUGAGCUUGAAGCAUCAUAAAUAAAAUGAGUUAUACCUUAAUUGAUGAGUUUGAUGACACACUCGAUUCUUUCCCAAUAGGAACAUUCAUGUACAUGUGUGUACAUACCAAUGUAGAUAGGACAUACCCAAGAAGAUAUUCACUGGUUGAAUAUUUUGAUAUUCAUGAGUCAAUAUUUGUAUGAGAGAUAUGAAUAUUUUUGCUGUAACUGAAAAAGUAGUAGCGCGAUUUUGUCCACAUUUGAUAUG
Owenia fusiformis is the source of this 4291-nucleotide messenger RNA. Lineage: Eukaryota; Metazoa; Annelida; Polychaeta; Sabellida; Oweniidae. The record is from the annotation of a GenBank genome assembly.